Durio zibethinus is the source of this 1674-nucleotide messenger RNA. Lineage: Eukaryota; Viridiplantae; Streptophyta; Magnoliopsida; Malvales; Malvaceae. The record is from RefSeq and is a predicted model, not a curated record.
UCCCAACCGUGACCAACUGCCAAAUUAAAGCUCCAACCUUUCCCCGCAAACAAAAACCAUCUUUUUUUUUUUUUUGAAAAAAAUUCUAUCCGAAAUUCAUCACCGCCGGAGACGCCGUCGUUUUUAACGCCGGCGUUUCCACCACUCGGUCCGAACAUUCUAAUCAAAACACCUAAACCAUGAAGCGAGGCUUCAGCUUUUCAUUGCCUGUAACCGUUGUCGUUUCGGCCAUCGCUUUUAUUUACUUUUGUACGGUCUUUAUUUUCAUUGACCGUUGGUUUGGUCUAAUUACCUCUGCUGGUAUCAUGAACGCCGUCGCUUUUACCGGUGUUGCCUUCAUGUGUGUGUCUAAUUACGGCUUUGCCAUCUUCGCUGAUCCGGGUCGGGUCCCGUCUUCUUUCAUGCCCGACAUCGAAGAUUCCAAAGUUCCUAUCCAUGAGAUCAAACGCAAGGGAGGGGACUUGAGAUAUUGCCAAAAGUGUUCUCAUUUUAAGCCUCCUCGUGCACAUCACUGUCGUGUUUGCAAAAGAUGCAUUCUGAGAAUGGAUCACCAUUGCAUUUGGAUAAAUAAUUGUGUCGGCCAUACCAACUACAAGGUCUUCUUCAUCUUUGUUUUAUAUGCCGUAAUUGCUUGCAUCUAUUCUCUGGUUUUACUGGUGGGUAGCCUAACUAAUGAUUCCCAAAAUGAUGAGCAGCAAAGUGCAGACUCUUACAGAAUCGCAUAUGUUAUUUCUGGACUGUUGCUAGUCCCCUUAAGUGUGGCUUUAAGUGUUCUCCUGGGUUGGCAUGUCUAUCUCAUUUUGCAAAAUAAGACCACAAUUGAGUAUCAUGAAGGAGUGAGAGCUAUGUGGCUUGCAGAGAAAGGAGGGAAUGUCUAUAAGCAUCCAUAUGAUCUUGGUGCCUAUGAAAAUAUAACAACGAUAUUGGGUCCAAAUAUCUUCUGCUGGAUAUGCCCCACAUGGAGACACAUAGGUAAUGGUCUCCGCUUUCGAACAGCCUAUGAUGGCAUAUAUGCUUCAUCAACGUAAAAUGAAGUUUCAAUUAUUUUUACAUUGCUUUGGCAAUAACAAAGUUUUUGAUGCUUGAGGGUUUGAUAAAUGCCUACGUCGUGAUCACAUCUGAUAGUCCCCUUGCAAUAGUCCAGGAAAAAUGAAUUAGGAAAGACCGACCAUUCAACACUGGCAACAGUAAGUUGGAGAGCUUUUGAAGCUGUUGCUGCAAGUGAUAAUGGAUGAGGAUGUGAAAGGUCGCUUGUCAAUAACCAGGCAAAGGAGUCCUUAAAGCAAUUAGAAAUAGGAUUGGUGGGGUUUUUAUUCUUUUUUUCCCUUCUCUUACCCUUUUUUGAGCUUCUGAUUAGAGUUGGUUUACUGAUGGGUUUCGUACUUAGACACCUUGUCCUUGAAGAGGGAAUCGAUGUAGAAGUGAUCAUGCAAAUCAACAGAAAACAAAGUAUAUCGAUCAUGUAAAAGAACUGUAAAAUCCUUUUAACUCAAACACAAACAAAAGUUUUUGAUACAUUUCUGUUUCUUACCGAGUAUGUUUUUCUUAUUAGUAUCACUGUUCUGCUUCUAUCUCUUUGUUUCAUUCCCAGCUCAAGCUCAACAACCAUAAUUCUAAGCAGGGAAAAAUGGGUUUGUUUGUUUAAUGUCAUUAUCCCAUAUCUUUACUAAUUAG